AUGUCCACAUCCACAGAUUCCCUACAGGUUCAAAACCAAGUGCUAUUGCCAGUGAUCAACUACCAGGAUCCUCAUUUAAAUAAUGAUGGCUCAGCACCUCAGAUCUCAGUCACAGCACUGUCUCAGGAUGAAGACAAAUUAGUCGACAUGAUCCAACAAGGCCAACGGGGACGUAUGGAAGAUCAGCGCUGUCAGUUUACACCCAGCAAAAGUGCUCCAACCACACCUCGAACCGAUCAGAGAAAGCCGCUUCCAAACUUGGGGAUGGAGACUGAGUCCUUUCUGAGCGUCUUGGCCAGUUCUCAGAGUCGCCGCCUUGAUGAUCAAAGAGUGUUUCUUCCCUCAUUACCAGGAUUAGCUAACAAAAAAGAAGAAUCCAACUCUAAUUCAAAUCCAGAAUCAAACUAUCUUUGUUAUAUGGUUUCAAAAGUACAGGGAAGUAGAAUGGAUGACCAAAGGUGCUCUCUGCCACAAAUUACAACUUUAUCCCCAAAUGGUUCGGAUCGUGCAAGGUCUGCCUCUUGUACAAAUGCAGACAUCUAUUCCCCCGGCAAGAGUCCACAGGACACCAAUCCAGCGGAGGAGGAUGGUUUCUAUAAAAUGAUUAGUCAAGCACAACAUCGAAGGAUGGAUGAUCAACGUUGUGAACUGAAACCUACGCCUAAGCCUUCUCGCAAACAAUCAAUGCCAGAACCAUUACCAAACAAUUCUGAUGGGUUCUUUAAUCAACUUGCCGCAUCUCAAAGUCGCCGCCUUGAUGACCAGCGGGUGUCUCUCCCAUCAUUACCAGGGAUUCAGAACGGAGGGCAAAAGAUGAGUGCAUCAGAAAAUGAAGCAAAUUACCUCUGCUACAUGGUGUCCAAAGCACAGGGCUCCAGGAUGGACGAGCAGAGAUGUUCUGCACCCUUCAUCUCGCAGAACAUGAGCCCUUCUUUUCAGCGUAAAGACUCCAACAAAGAUCUUCAGAGAUCUUCCUCCCUAAACCGUUCCACAUCUGGCAAGCAGGAAAAGCAGGAAAUUACAGGCGUUCAAGAGGAACAGUUUCUUAAAAUAAUGAAACAUGCCCAAAAGGGGCGAAUGGAAGAGCAGCGGUGUUCUCUCCCAAUCAGCAGACCUGCCUCACCGUCACACAAUGGAAAUGCCAUAAAUAAUAUAGCUGCAGGUGGAAAAACAGAUGCCCGAAGUCAAGCAAAGCAGGCAGAUAAGCGUGUUGCAGAUUCCCCUAAAACCGCGCCACUGAUAACUGUGACACAGAGCACUCCGACUACAUCAAAGAAGGAAUUCACAAGACCUUUGUCCAUGCCUCCGGUAGAGCAGGCUUCCCCAAGGCCCUUCCCCAAAUCUGCCUCAUAUGGUCAAGAGGCCUCACCAGCGCAGGUCACAGUUCGAGUGUCUAUGAGCUUCUCAUCCUUACAGGGACAAAUGGAUCUUGACCAGCCCAGUAGCUUCCCAGAACUCUUCUUGACUCUCGGAGCACCAGGAGAUAACCUAAUGAUUCCUCUGAGUCCAAUGCCUGGACGACGGCUUUCCCUCAGCCUCAACCUCAUCCCGAAAGAUGAGGCAGACACUGAAGAAACUUCUAACCACCCAGGCCCUUGGAAUUCACACUCGGGGCCACCCUCUCCUGCAGUCAGAGUGCACAGCCAUUCACCUCCAAGCCCCAAUGUGAAGGCUGCCAAAAAGGGCAAUAAAUUAAAGGGUAAAACAAAGGAUAAGGCCACUCAUGACAAAGGGAAGAAGGCCAAGAAAGAUAAGAGAUAA
Messenger RNA from Knipowitschia caucasica, 1761 nucleotides. The record is from the annotation of a GenBank genome assembly. NCBI's taxonomy places the organism in Eukaryota, Metazoa, Chordata, Actinopteri, Gobiiformes, Gobiidae.